AUGGUAAUUGUCCUACCCCUGUUUGCUAUCGUGGGUAACACUGACAUUCCUCUCCACCCCGUGCAGGCUUCAAUCCUCCGCCAAAUCGUCGCAAGUCCUAGACAAAAGCAUCCAGAAGCAGGGUUAGAUCUGUGCUACGUAACCGAUAAGAUAAUCGCCACAUCUGGCCCCUCCGCAACGUAUCCAAAGCGAGCAUACCGCAACCCACUCGAUACGCUAGUCAAUUUCCUUGACUCCAAACAUGGUUCAAACUGGUGCAUCUGGGAAUUUCGAGCUGAGGGCACCGGCUACCCUGAUUCAGAGGUAUAUGGACGCAUUCACCAUUUCCCUUGGCCAGACCACCACCCUCCGCCUUUUGCAUUGAUUCCGAAUAUCAUGGGGAGUAUGCGCAAUUGGCUCUAUGGGCUAGAAGAUAAAGAUGAAGUUCCCAAGGAGCAAGAGCUUGGCGAGAGAGUGGCUGUAGUGCAUUGUAAAGCGGGGAAGGGUCGGAGUGGCACGAUCGCGGUAGGAUACUUGAUCAGUCAGGAGGGAUGGACAAUGGAGGACGCGCUGCAGAGGUUCACAGACCGGCGAAUGCGCGUUGGAUUUGGGGCUGGUGUGAGCAUAUCCAGCCAGCUACGCUACGUCGGAUACAUUGAUAUAUGGGCCAAUCGACUUCAGAAGCAAUAUGUUGAGCGACCGGUUGAGAUCCUCGAGAUACACGUCUGGGGACUUCGAGAAGGAGUCAAAGUUGCUGUGGAGGGGUAUGAAGAUGAAGGCAAGAAGAUCAAGUGCAUACACACAUUCCACCACCACGAGCGCACCGUCAUUGAAUCUGGGGGCGACAGCGGGGAUUCAACACAGAACUCUGCGAAUCCAUCCGCAAUCUCGAUCCCAUCUACCUCGCAGUCCGAUAUCUCUGCCACUGAGUCAGCUUCUUCGUCGAACGGCAACAUGUCCGCAAUCCUUUUCCGCCCAAGCAAGCCUCUGAUCAUUGCUGGAUCCGAUAUCAAUAUUGACUUUGAGCGACGAAGCAAAGCCUCCUACACCGGCUUCGCGAUGGUCACCUCUGUCGCACAUGUAUGGUUCAACACAUUUUUUGAAGGCGGCCACGAGCACGACUCGGGCGUCUUCGAAACAGAAUGGGAAGCUAUGGAUGGAAUCAAAGGUAGCACACGAAAAGGAAUUCGUGCUCUCGAGAAGCUCCAGGUUGUGUGGCGGUAUCCCACACCGUCUGUUGCAAAGAACCAACACCUAGAAGCUCAGGAUGUCAACGACACUGCUCCUUCGACUGGUAAAUCUAUCAGUGAGCCCAAGCCCGGCGAACCCAUUACAGAGAGUCAUCCUGCCGAUUGGCGUGGGGCAAACAAGGAGAAUGACCCUCCAGUCAGAAUUCAGGACAAUGUCCCAAGAAAAGCUGACAAUCAUACGGCACCGGUAGCCGCACUACAUAAACUUGAAAAUAAGUUGGGGCUGCGGAAGCAGGAUGAAAGUAAAGACGUGAGUUUGGCUGGCAAGGAUGAUACGUCUGCGACUGAUGAGGGAAAAGCGAAAGUAAAGAUGGAUCUUCAUCGUAAUGGCAGUGAUAUCGAUGGUGUAAAACCCUACAUUGAGAACGAUGGGACGGGUAAUUGA
Molecule: messenger RNA, 1614 nt
Organism: Penicillium taxi
Lineage: Eukaryota; Fungi; Ascomycota; Eurotiomycetes; Eurotiales; Aspergillaceae
Product: putative phosphatidylinositol-3,4,5-trisphosphate 3-phosphatase
Exons: 2
Coding region: 1-1614 (537 amino acids)
Biological process (GO): protein dephosphorylation; phosphatidylinositol dephosphorylation; regulation of phosphatidylinositol 3-kinase/protein kinase B signal transduction
Cellular component (GO): plasma membrane; cell projection; cytosol
Molecular function (GO): protein tyrosine/serine/threonine phosphatase activity; protein tyrosine phosphatase activity; phosphatidylinositol-3,4,5-trisphosphate 3-phosphatase activity
Source: RefSeq, a predicted model, not a curated record